CUUCUCUCCCUGGUGUUAUCCCACCACUCUCUCUCUCUCUCUCUCUCUCUCUCGCGUUGGUCGCCGGAGCCAUCGCCGCUUCUCCAUCUCGAUAAGGAGUCGUCGGGAGAGAGCCAUUGGGAUCAAGGAGCAUUUGGGAGGAGGAAUCAAAGGAAGAGCUAUGGUUCUGGUGAUGGAGUUCCGACUCAAAUCAAUGCCACACUUGCCAAGUUGUCAGUAUAGCUUUCUUAUCAAGAGAAGUGAUUCAAAAAGGAGUAGGCCAUUCAAUAUUGUUUCUUUAGCUUCAAAAGGGAAGGGGUUUGGGCGCCAACCUGCCAAGAAAGAGAAGAAUAAAAAUGUAAAUCUAACAAAAGAGACUGACACUGCUGCAUCGGAAGCAAGAAAACUUGCUCCAGAAGAAGAUAAGACAAGAGCUAGAGAAGCACCUUAUCUAAUGAGUGGCAUAGAGAGAAAGUUCAGUGAUGUCUCUGAUCAACGUUUCAAUGAGAAACUGGAAGCAGUAAGAAGGUCUGCACUUGAGCAGAAGAAAAGGGAAGAAAACAAAAUUUAUCAAGCAAUUGACUAUGAUGCACCUAUUGAAUCUGAGCAAGGUACUAUUGGGCUUGGUACAAAGGUGGGAGUUGGAAUAGCUGUUGUUGUUUUUGGGUUGGUUUUUGCACUUGGAGACUUCAUUCCCUCUGGAAGUGUUGGGCCGACACUGCAGUCUUCAAUUGUUGAUAAAAAACUUACAGAUGAAGAGAAAGCAGCUCUCCAGACGAGACUUCGACAAUAUGAGGCAACACUUGGCACGACACCUUCAGAUCCUACUGCUCUUGAAGGUGCAGCUGUGACUUUGGUAGAAUUAGGAUCAUAUGAUCGAGCAUCAUCUUUGCUCGAGAAACUUACCAAGGAAAGGCCUGAUGAUGCUGAAGCAUUUCGUUUACUAGGGGAAGUUAAGUAUGAGCUCAAGGAUUAUGAAGGGAGUGCUGCAGCCUACAGGAGUUCUUUAUCAGCUUCUCGUAGUGUGGAUUUUGACGUUCUUCGUGGACUUACAAAUGCGUUACUUGCUGAUAAGAAACCUGAUGAGGCAGUUCAGUUCCUUCUCUCGGCUCGGCAAAAUCUGAACACACAGGACCCAAAUCAAACCGAUGGCUCAAUGGAAUCACAGAAAGUUGAUCCAAUUCAAGUUGAAUUGCUUCUUGGGAAGGCUUACUCUGACUGGGGCCAUGUCAGUGACGCGGUUGCUGUAUAUGAUCAGCUAAUAUCUGCUCAUCCCAAUGACUUCCGAGGCUAUUUGGCAAAGGGAAUCAUUCUGAAGGAAAAUGGUAAAGUUGGUGACGCUGAAAGGAUGUUCAUCCAAGCUAGGUUCUUUGCUCCUGACAAAGCAAAGGCACUUGUAGAUCAAUAUUCUCGGUAAAAUGGCUAUUGACAAGAAAAAGUAAAUAGAGGGGUAGUUUUGUAUGCAUUUUAUUGGAAUGUGCCGAGAUUUUUCAAAUGUAUCUAUCAUACAAGCAUUUUAUUUGUGGAACUUUGCUCAGGGAAUUUUUGUAUUCUGUGAUAGAGAAAUACUGAACUGAAUUGAGAAAAGAGAAAUGCAUAACUGAAGUGUUUCUUUCC
Molecule: messenger RNA, 1596 nt
Organism: Dioscorea cayenensis subsp. rotundata (Guinea yam)
Lineage: Eukaryota; Viridiplantae; Streptophyta; Magnoliopsida; Dioscoreales; Dioscoreaceae
Exons: 16
Coding region: 161-1396 (411 amino acids)
Molecular function (GO): protein binding
Source: RefSeq, a predicted model, not a curated record